Molecule: messenger RNA, 970 nt
Organism: Mercurialis annua (annual mercury)
Lineage: Eukaryota; Viridiplantae; Streptophyta; Magnoliopsida; Malpighiales; Euphorbiaceae
Exons: 1
Coding region: 30-755 (241 amino acids)
Biological process (GO): protein ubiquitination
Cellular component (GO): cytoplasm
Molecular function (GO): ubiquitin protein ligase activity
Source: RefSeq, a predicted model, not a curated record
UGUCUUCCUCAAAUCGAUUCAUAAUUCAGAUGGACACUGAAAUCAUUGUUAACGCAGUUGAGUCACCGGAAAAUAAACGACUGCCACCACGUUCAAGAAUUCAAGUCCGUUUCAAGACCUUCCUUAACCGCGAAGUCUCUGUUCGCGACCGCGGCAUAAACCUCUAUUUACCACCUCAAGAUCUUAAAGAAACUUGUGUCCGUGUGCCGAUCAGCAAUUCCGGCAGAAUCCGCAGCCUGGGAAAGACUCUACUUACUCAAACCAUGACCACCAUGGAAAUCGACGAAGACGACCACCGCGAGAUUAUGGGAAAAAUUGCUGAUGAAAUUAGAGACAAGGGAAUCAAUUAUAUUAGUGAGAUUGGUGUUGAAUAUACGACUGCGACUUCUGAAGAAUGUGAUGAUGACGAAUACCUGAGGAUUAAAACAGAAUAUGAAGGCCAAGUACUAGAAUUUACUGAAGAUAUCGUUGUCGAAGAACCAUUAGUAUCAGAAUUAGAAGACGAAGACGAAGAAGGAUUUCCAAUGAUAUUAUCAUCUGCUGCUGCGAAAUCAUGUGUUGAUGCCUUGGACAGAAUUAAUGUGUCGGCUGAUGAUGAUGUGGAAUGUUCGGUUUGUCUCGAAGGGAUUGAGGUUAGUGAGCCGGCGAUUCGGAUGCCGUGUUUGCAUUAUUACCAUCAGGAUUGUAUUGUCAAGUGGCUCUGUCAGAACCAUUCCUGUCCGCUUUGCCGCUAUGAAUUGCCUGCUGAGUUGUAGGGUUUUUAAUUCACUUUUGUAAUUGUUUAAAUUGUGAUUUUUAUGUGAAUUAGAAUUAGAAUUUGAAUUGUAGUUUGUAAUUUAGGAUCUCAUGCUGUCAAGUGGCUCUGUCAGAACCAUUCCUGUCCGCUUUGCCGCUAUGAAUUGCCUGCUGAGUUGUAGGAUUUUUAAUUCACUUUUCUAAUUGUUUAAUGUGAAUUAGAAUUUGAAUUAUA